CCACCGUGAACUAGUGCUUGACAACGCUUGUUGUUUUCUCUACCUACUUUCUAUAUUGUGCUGUAGGCUUAUCAUCAAUUGAACUAAGACAUAAACAACCUCAUUAAAGCAGUUAUCAAUUGUUAUGGCAUCUAAGCGUUGUAUAUGUGAGAUUUGCACUUGUGGGCGUCACAAAUGUCCCCACAACCCAACAAACCAUCUGUCACAAGGCGAAGGCCCGUGCAGACUCACAGAGUACAAAAAUGUGUACAAGCCCCAUCCUCUUGGCAUGAGAGAGAACUUCAAGCCUAACCAGCAGCCCAUUCAUGGUGGAGAAUUUCAGGACAAAACUACACAGAGGACGGACUACCAUGCCCACCCUCUGGAGCGUCCGUUCGUGCACAAGCAUGACCAGUAUGUCAAGCCACAAGGGGACAUGGAGAAUAUGACCUCAUACAAACAGGAAUAUGUUGAGAAACAUGCGCCACCAGCAAAAGCAAUAAGGAACGAUGGGCAGAGAAUGAUUCCAGCAAAAUUUGAAGGAGAACCGACAUACAGAAGCGACUACAAGAAAUGGGAUGGUUCCAGGCCACAGCCCUAUGGAAUGCAGGCUGCCUGGGAACCACCGAAGUCUAAGUUCGAGGGGCAGACAACAUUCCAGACAGACUACCGAAGCAAAGAGCUCGCCCCACGACAAAGCUUCAAGCCUUCAGAUGCCGCAAAAAUGUCUGACACGCCUUUUGAGGACCGUACCAGUCACAGAGACGCUUAUAUUCAGCAUGCCAUGCCUGCAAGGUACCAGAGGGAGAGGGAGCAAUACCGCCCAACUGAAGCACAGUUUGAUGGCCUGAGCACCUUCAGGAGGGACUACAAGGGCGCUUUGGGUGAGCACACUGCCAGCUUUAAGCCCGCGGGUCAGGCGUUCCAGUCUGAAGCCCCGUUUGAAGACUCCACCACCAAUAGACAUGACUUCAAGAAGUGGCCAAUGGAGCGACCCUUUGUUCACGCCCACGAACCCUACCAGAAGCCUGCUGGUGAAAUGGAGAUGAGUACGACCCAUAAGUCCACCUACAGGGAGAUGCCCAUAGACCGCGUGGUUGCUAGGAGACCAGCCUCUGUCAAGCAGUCCAGUGCACCAUUUGAUGGAACUACCAACUACAACUCUGACUACAGAAAGUGGAAUGGAGAACGGGCACAGGCGCCCAGGCAGCCUGACUACAUUCCAAACAAUGCUCCGUUCGAAGGCAAUUCGACCUACAAAGGUCACUAUGUCCCACACCAGAUGCAGCCGGUCCACUCAUUCCGCCCAGACAACAAUGGGUUCCGCAGCGACGCCCAGUUUGAUGACCACACCAUGUACCGCCAGGACUACACCGCGAAACCUAUUGAGGUCUGUGAGGCUGCUGUUAUAGACAAGCCGACCUCACGGUUCCGCUUCGCUGAGCUCGAUAAUCGCGGCCACAGGCAGUACGCUCCCAUUCAGACGACGAUAACCCCUCUGCAACCCCGAAGCCCCAUGCAAUCCCAGCAAAGGCUAGCUUUGGGAGUGGCAUAAGCAAGACUCUUACAUGAAGGUUUUAUCAAUUAGGUCUAUUUUUGUGAUAGCAUCAUAGUAAAUGCAGUUACUGAGGGUCGAAUGGAAGGAAGACUUAUUGGUAAGAAUAAUUGAUUUCUUAAAUUACAUGUUUUGGUAAAAUUUUUGCAGUUUGAUACCAUUUAAAGUGCCAAAGUGUGCGUAAAUUGCAUACAACAAUUUCGCUUUCAUUACAAUGUGUAUGUUUUCUAGUGAAAGAUUGAAUAUCAAGUACCCAAGUGUAUCUUUACUGCAAUGCCUUUCAACAUUUUGCAAUCUUUCGAUACUAAGGUAUUGCUCUUAAACUUCUGAUAUUUUGAUACAUUCCCAAAAUUUUUACGUAGUUUUUAUAUUGACAUGCCAUGGUGUACUUAUCAAUUAUCCGUCCAUAUUGCACAUAACUGCUGAGCAAAUAACUGGUACUCAUUCUUUGAGUACAAAAAUAUAAUGUGCUUUAUUUUAUAUUUAUAGUUCACCAGUAGUUUGCUUUUUUCAGAUAUGCUUAUAAAUGCUUAUUAUUGUAUUGUAUUUAAAAAAAAACCAGCCAAAUACAGUGCUAAAUGCCAAUUACUGUAACCAAACUGUUUUCUUUCCAUUAAUUGUUAUUGUAUUUUGUCUUUUUUAUGUUAGGGUCCCUCAUCCUUAAUUACGUUACAAUAAUCAUUCAGCAUUAUUUUUGACCAAUGUCCAGAAUCAAGUGAAUGCCCAUGGAUUAAUGUGAUAUCUUUUUGUUUGCGAUAGACACAAAUUGUAAGUCCAUGAAGGUGUUUAAUGAAUAUGUUUUAUGCUUCAUAUUUUAAAAUCAUGUUAACUGAUGUAUUAUAAAAUCAUAAACUGCAUAUAUUUUACAGUUACACAUCAGGUGUUUGGGGGGUGGGGCAUUCAUUUGUAUGUCUAUAUGUAUGACACCAAUCAUGGGACCCAUCCUAAGGGUUGGUUGUUCUGUUUUAAUUGAUUUUUUAUUUAUUUAUUAGUGGAUUGUUUUUAUUUUUUGAAGUUUAAUGGUUUGUGAGGUGAAAAAUUGUAAUUGUCUAUUUUUGCAUAAACUAACGGUUUUGCUGUACAGUUUGAAAACCUGGGAGCUGUGGUCAAGUGGUGGGACACUGGCCUAGGAAUCAGUAGGUCCGAGCUGUGGUCAAGUGGUGGGACACUGGCCUAGGAAUCAGUAGGUCCCAGAGCUGUGGUCAAGUGGUGGGACACUGGCCUAGGAAUCAGUAGGUCCAGAGCUGUGGUCAAGUGGUGGGACACUGGCCUAGGAAUCAGUAGGUCCCAGAGCUGUGGUCAAGUGGUGGGACACUGGCCUAGGAAUCAGUAGGUCCCAGAUUGUAAUCCCAAUGAGACCAAUUGCAUUUCUGACCACACAAAUAAUCCCAUCACACUUUCCCCACACUGCAAUGUGUGACUUUGGCAAAUUUAACCAUAUGGUUUACAUAAUAAGGCAACAUUAUUAUUUUUAUUUUUUAUUUUCUUUCUUAAAACACAAUAAAUUUUUAAUCAGAAUGAUUUUAGAUGUAGGAUUAUUGUUUUGUUUGUUAUAUUUAGAUUUAUUUUUGUCUACUGUUUUUGUUAUAUGAAAUUUUAACAUGGAAUAAAUCCUGUUACUCUCUUGAGCCAAAUCUGUGAUACAAAACUAAACAGCACAUAGUUUAUUUAGCUAGUCUGAAUCUUUUUGUUAACCCUUUGCAUGCUGGGAAAUGUUUAGUCUGCUAAAAUGUCGUCUGCUGAAUUUCUAAAAUUAGUAUUUUCUUUGAUUUUUUUUCAAAGAAUACUAUCAGAAUAGCAAACAGUUUGGAUCCAGAUGAGACGCCACAUUCUGUGGCGUCUCAUCUGGAUCCAAACUGUUUGCAAAGGCCUUUAAAAUUCGGUUCUCGCCCUGAAAGGGUUAAGGAUUUUAUACAUGUAUGAAUGUUUGCAUACCAUUAAUCUUGACUUUACUAAUAAAUGUUAUAAAUGCACUGCAGCACAGCAACUAAGCUUCCACAAAAAAUAUUUUCUUCUUUGGUAGAAAAUGUAUUAGUUUCCUCUAAUUUUCAGAAGCAAUUCUAAUAAAACUGUAGGGUGACAAUGUGCUUUAGUGGCAAUGUCUAAUUCACUAGUAGUGCAUAGGGAUUUUAUGAAUGGUAAUGUAUCAGCCAUAGUCACGCUUAUAAGUAACCCAUUUCUCACGCUUUUAUCUGUACAUAAUCUAUGAUUCAUAGAAGAAACAGGGCACAAUACUGCAGGCAUCAUUAGUUGUGAUUUUUUCUGUUUUUCUUGUAAACUCAAAUAUCUCUAGAAUGCACAGUUUCUUUUUGUUGCUUUAAUAUAGCAUUAAACUUUGGAGUGCUUACUGGUUUUAUAUUUCAAUCGAAAUAAAAUUAUUUGUUUUACAAAAUAAGCUUUCAAAAAAGUUAUCAUACUUUUUUAAAAGAUUUGAUAAACAGUUCUUAAAUGCACAUUUACUUUCUGAUUUUUAUUUAAACUGGCAAGAAAGAACAAUUCUGUACUAAAUUUAUCACUGUUUUUUUUUAAAAGGUGCCAUAUUUGCUUAAUACUUAAAAUUGUUCCAAUUUCUUGCAGUUCUUGUUAUAAAAAAAAAUACUUCAGAAUUUUUCUGACAUUACAAAUUUGAAAAUACCAGGUAAAUAAUGCAUUCUGAGUUGAUACAAUAUGUGACAAAUACUAUGUGAACCUUAAACAUGAAAGUAAGCUUAACACUUUGCAUGCAAGGAAAUUUGUCGUAUGCUAAAAUGUCGUCUGCUGAAUUUCUAAAAUUAGCAUUUUCUUCGAUUUUUUUUCAAAGGAAACUAACAGAAUAGCAAACAGUUGUGAUCCUGAUGAGACGCCACGUUCUGUGGCGUCUCAUCUGGAUCCAAACUGUUUGCUUAGGCUUUCAAAAUUCGGUUCCAGCACUGAAAGAGUUAGGUCAUAUGUACAACAUUGCUUGAACCAAUGUGAUAAGUGUGGUACAUGUAUUGUCAACGUAAUCAGUGAUGUAUGUUUAAUUUAUUUACAGAACAUUAAGAAUAAUUUAAAAUGCUGUUUUGUAUUGAUUUUGUGUUAUUUUUGUGGAUUUUUAAAGAGUUUUAUAUCAAUUAUAUAUUUGUUAGGACAGAUUAUUUGUAAAGAAACGAUUUAUUAUGUUAAUAGAUAAUGCAUGUUUUAUAGUCCCUGUAUAGCCUUUAUAUGCCUUUUAUGUCUGAUUUUCUGUCUUUGUAGAUAAAAUAAAGGAGUAUUUAUUCAA
This is a messenger RNA of Dreissena polymorpha, 4775 nucleotides long. Its product is annotated as stabilizer of axonemal microtubules 2-like. The transcript is spliced from 6 exons. The coding region runs from base 125 to 1534 and encodes 469 amino acids. The record is from RefSeq and is a predicted model, not a curated record. Lineage: Eukaryota; Metazoa; Mollusca; Bivalvia; Myida; Dreissenidae. Gene Ontology annotation, cellular component: cytoskeleton; ciliary basal body; centriole. Gene Ontology annotation, biological process: microtubule anchoring. Gene Ontology annotation, molecular function: microtubule binding.